AUGCCACCAAAGGGAGUUGCAAGCAAGGCACCAGCUGCCGCCAAGGCACCUGCAUCCGCAUCAAAGGCCCCAGCUAGCAAGCAAGAUGCUGGCAAGAAGACCACCACCAGCGAAGGAAAGCCACGCAAGAAGAAGGGACGCAAGGAGACCUACUCUUCAUACAUUUACAAAGUUCUCAAGCAAGUUCACCCAGAUACUGGUAUCUCCAACCGCGCCAUGUCCAUCUUGAACUCCUUUGUCAACGAUAUCUUUGAGCGCGUCGCCACUGAGGCAUCCAAGCUCGCUGCUUACAACAAGAAGAGCACCAUCUCAUCAAGAGAAAUUCAAACCUCUGUUCGUCUUAUUCUCCCCGGUGAACUCGCCAAGCACGCCGUCUCUGAGGGUACCAAGGCUGUUACCAAGUACUCUUCAUCCACGAAAUAA
This is a messenger RNA of Botrytis sinoallii, 423 nucleotides long. RefSeq lists its product as uncharacterized. The coding region runs from base 1 to 423 and encodes 140 amino acids. The record is from RefSeq and is a predicted model, not a curated record. Gene Ontology annotation, biological process: nucleosome assembly. Gene Ontology annotation, cellular component: nucleosome. The transcript is spliced from 4 exons. Gene Ontology annotation, molecular function: protein heterodimerization activity; DNA binding; structural constituent of chromatin. Lineage: Eukaryota; Fungi; Ascomycota; Leotiomycetes; Helotiales; Sclerotiniaceae.